AUGGAAAAAAUUGACUUAUCCACCAACGCCCGUGCGAUCCAAGCUGCUUACGACACAGUCGUAAGAGGAGACGAUCCAUCCAUCUCCUACGUCGUUUAUUCGGUGCAUCCUGCCCCCACGUUAUCCGUACUCGAAACUGGAAACGGCCCACUCACUGAAUUCUUUGAACAUUUCACCGAUGGACAAAUUCAAUUUGGUGUUGCUAGAGUCACUGUUCCUGGUUCUGAUGUGUCCAAGAACAUUCUUGUCGGUUGGUGUCCAGACAGUGCUCCAGCCAAGGGAAGAUUAAGUUUUGCUAGUAAUUUCGCUGAAGUUGGUAAGGUCUUAAUUGGUCAUGUUCAAAUCACUGCCCGUGACGCUGAUGACUUGGAUGAAAAUGAAUUCUUGGAAAGAGUUGGUGCUGCUGCCGGUGCCAGAUACUCUGUAACUCCUGGAACCGUCACUGCUAAGAAGUCAGCCCCAGCUCCAAAGCCAGUUGUUGCCAAGCCAAUUGUUUCCAAGCCACCAGUUAAGGCUGCUAAACCAAGCUAUGUCCCAAAGUCUACUGGUAAGCCAGUUGCUCCAGUCAAGCCAAAACCAAAGUUAGAUGAUGGUUGGGGUGAUGCCAAGGAUGUUGAGGUCCGUGAUUUCUCAGAAAAGCCAUUGAAAGACCUUCCUUCUGCUUAUAAGCCUACUAAAGUGAACAUUGAAGAAUUGCGUAAGAAUAAGUCAGACACCAUCAGUUCUACCCCUAAGCCUACUGGGUUAUCCGAUGAUGGAAGAUUAACCAGUUUACCAAAGCCAAAGGUUGGCCAUUCUGUAGCCGAAAGAUACAAGGCUGCUGCCAGUGGUGAAGCUAGUACUGUCACUGCUUCUUUUGGUGCUAAGCCUCAUGUUUUCGGUGGUGAUGAUAGAAAGGAUAAAGUUGUUGGAGGAUUAUCCCGUAACUUUGCCGCUCAAGAUGGUAAGACCCCAGCUCAAAUCUGGGCUGAAAAGAGAGGACAAUACAAGACUGUUGCUACUGAAGAAGGUAGUGAAUCUAACCAAGCUUCUGAACCUGUCCAUGAACAUACUCAUGAUUUAGUUGAACAAUUUGAAAAGAAGGCUGUCAUCGAAGAAGAACCUGUGCCUGAACCAAGACGUGCCAUCCCUGAACCAGAACCGGAAGCAGUUCCUGAACCAGAAGAAGAAGAAGAGGAAGAAGAAGAACCUACUCCUUCUUUACCAUCUCGCACCCAACCAGAACCAGUUCCUUCCUUGCCAUCUCGUGCAGAAGAACAAGAAGAAGAAGAAGAAGAAGAGGAACCAGCUCCUUCUUUACCAUCUCGUACUAAGGAAGAACCUACCCCUGUCUUACCAUCCCGUGCUCAAUCCAAACCUACUGCUACUGCUGAAUACGACUAUGAAAAGGAUGAAGAUAACGAAAUUGGUUUCGCUGAAGGUGAACUCAUUGUCGAUAUAGACUUCACCGAUGAAGAAUGGUGGUCUGGUCGUAACGCCAAGGGUGAAGUUGGUUUAUUCCCUGCUGCAUAUGUCAAGUUGAAUGAAGACUCUGAACCAUCCAAGGCUGAACCUGAAGUGAAGGAACCAGAACCAGUGGCUGAACCAGUGGCACCAUCUGCUCCUAGCAAGUCUGCUACUGCAGAAUACGACUACGAAAAGGACGAAGACAAUGAAAUUAGUUUUGAAGAAGGUGAUUUGAUUAUCGAUAUUGAGUUUGUUGACGAAGACUGGUGGAGUGGUAAGCAUAAGGCUACUGGUGCUGUUGGAUUGUUCCCUUCAAACUACGUUAAAUUAAACGAGUGA
This is a messenger RNA of Spathaspora passalidarum NRRL Y-27907, 1785 nucleotides long. RefSeq names its product Abp1p (gene ABP1). Gene Ontology annotation, cellular component: actin filament; cortical actin cytoskeleton; site of polarized growth. Gene Ontology annotation, biological process: regulation of actin filament polymerization. Gene Ontology annotation, molecular function: actin filament binding. The coding region runs from base 1 to 1785 and encodes 594 amino acids. The transcript has a single exon. Lineage: Eukaryota; Fungi; Ascomycota; Pichiomycetes; Serinales; Debaryomycetaceae. The record is from RefSeq and is a predicted model, not a curated record.